AUGGCUACUAGAACCCAGUUUGAAAACUCAAACGAGAUCGGAGUCUUCUCAAAGCUCACCAAUACCUACUGUCUCGUCGCAGUCGGGGGUUCCGAGAACUUCUACUCCGCCUUCGAGGCAGAACUAGGAGAUGCCAUCCCCAUAGCACACACCACGAUCGCCGGUACCCGGAUCAUCGGCCGCAUGACGGCGGGCAACCGCCGAGGCCUGCUGGUCCCCACCCAGACCACCGACCAAGAACUCCAGCAUCUAAGAAACUCGCUCCCAGAUACCGUCAAGAUCCAGCGAGUCGAGGAAAGACUAAGCGCUCUGGGUAACGUCAUCUGCUGCAACGACUACGUGGCGCUAGUACACCCGGACAUCGACCGCGAAACGGAAGAACUCAUCGCAGACGUGCUCGGCGUCGAAGUGUUCCGCCAGACCAUCUCCGGGAACAUCCUCGUCGGCUCGUACUGUGCACUAAGCAACCAGGGCGGUCUUGUCCACCCACAAACCUCAAUCCAGGACCAGGAAGAACUCUCCUCGCUGCUCCAGGUGCCCCUGGUCGCGGGUACCGUGAACCGCGGUAGCGCUGUCGUCGGCGCCGGCAUCGUCGUCAACGACUACCUCGCCGUCACGGGACUCGACACCACCGCCCCAGAACUCAGCGUCAUCGAGAGCAUCUUCCGUCUGAAUGACGCGCGUCCCGAGGCGAUUGCGGGUAACCUGCGCGACACGCUUAUCGAAACUUACUCGUGA
Torulaspora globosa is the source of this 738-nucleotide messenger RNA. It is a transcript of the gene TIF6, whose product is annotated as translation initiation factor 6. Lineage: Eukaryota; Fungi; Ascomycota; Saccharomycetes; Saccharomycetales; Saccharomycetaceae. The transcript has a single exon. Gene Ontology annotation, biological process: cytosolic ribosome assembly; maturation of LSU-rRNA; maturation of 5.8S rRNA. Gene Ontology annotation, molecular function: ribosomal large subunit binding. Gene Ontology annotation, cellular component: preribosome, large subunit precursor; cytosol; nucleolus. The coding region runs from base 1 to 738 and encodes 245 amino acids. The record is from RefSeq and is a predicted model, not a curated record.